This is a messenger RNA of Plenodomus lingam JN3, 1761 nucleotides long. RefSeq lists its product as uncharacterized. Gene Ontology annotation, biological process: biotin biosynthetic process. Gene Ontology annotation, cellular component: mitochondrion. Gene Ontology annotation, molecular function: 2 iron, 2 sulfur cluster binding; biotin synthase activity. The record is from RefSeq and is a predicted model, not a curated record. NCBI's taxonomy places the organism in Eukaryota, Fungi, Ascomycota, Dothideomycetes, Pleosporales, Leptosphaeriaceae.
AUGGCUACCUUUGCCGACACCUAUGACAAGAGCGACAAACUCCUUCUCCACGAUCUAGAGGAACGUAUCAAAGUCCGUCAAUGGGCUCGUGCCUCUGAAGCCACUUUUCUCCUGCACGCCCUCGCCAUCCUCUAUGCACGCUGGAACCUCCCCAAGGGUGUACACGCAACUACCGUUGAAGCGCUGGAAAGCGGGAUAUCCAUCAAUUUGCAGAAAGCUCUAUCUUGGCUAGAAACUGAGCUGUCGCUUGCAUCUGGGAGAUUUACAUGUGGCGAUCAAAUUACUGGAGCGGAUAUUGUGAUGCAAUUCUCAGCAGAUUUUAUCUUGGCAAGAGAGCGUGCGGUGGAAAAGGCAGGCUAUACAUUGAAAUUGCAUCCGAAUGUCUUUUUCCAAAGCUACCUGCCAUCAACAUUGGUCAGGGAUGCAAAUCCAACGUGCAAAAUUCUUGUGCCUCUGAGCCAGUCCCUUUCUCUCUUCGAAAAGAUUGAUGGAGUCACAGGCUAUGAAGAGGACGAGAAUACCAUCGAAGCUGCUGCAAACAUGGCGCAAAGAAUGCUUCUACGGCCUACUGGCCUUUUACUCGCUCGUCGACCACAAUACGCCUAUCGUUCGUUCAGCACUGUGCUGGACACACCCAUUGACCCCAGAACGCAACAAGCAACCCCACCAGCGCGGCUAACAUCGGUUUUUGAAGAUGCCCUCAAUGCAAGUGGACCCAGGACGAACUGGACAAAGGAGGAGAUAUCAGAGGUGUACAAUACGUCCCUGAUUGACCUGACUUUCGCUGCGUCUACGGUACAUCGGCGGUUUCAUGAUCCAGCAGCCAUUCAGAUGUGCACGCUGUUCAACAUCAAAACAGGAGGCUGUAGCGAAGACUGCUCCUACUGUGCUCAAUCAUCAAAAUAUGACACGGGUCUCAAGGCUACCAAAAUGAGCUCUGUUGACUCUGUCUUGGCUGCUGCGCGUAUCGCCAAAGAGAAUGGGAGUUCGCGAUUCUGCAUGGGGGCAGCAUGGCGCGAUAUGCGGGGCCGCAAGACUAAUCUCAGAAAUAUCAAAGAGAUGAUCAAGGGCGUCCGAGGCAUGGGUAUGGAAGCAUGUGUUACCCUUGGUAUGGUCGACGCUGCGCAAGCAAAGGAGCUCAAGGACGCUGGCUUGACGGCCUACAACCACAACGUCGACACCAGCCGUGAGCACUAUCCAAGCGUCAUCACCACGCGCACCUAUGACGAGCGUCUCAACACCAUCAAGAAUGUGCAAGAAGCUGGUAUCCACGUCUGCACCGGUGGAAUUCUCGGGCUUGGGGAAAAGGCCCGCGAUCACGUUGGUCUUAUUCACACCGUUGCAACGCUGCCCGCUCAUCCAGAGUCGUUUCCCGUCAACGCUCUGGUCCCCAUCAAGGGUACGCCGCUUGGAGACACGCAAGCUAUUUCCUUCGAUGCCAUUUUGAGGACCAUUGCGACAGCUCGUCUGGUGAUGCCAAAGACCAUCAUCAGGCUCGCCGCCGGUCGUCAUACGAUGCGCGAGGAGAAGCAGAUUCUGUGCUUUCAGGCUGGUGCGAAUGCCGUCUUUACGGGAGAGAAAAUGCUGACGACUGCUUGCAACGGCUGGGAGGAAGACAAGGCCAUGUUUGGCCGAUGGGGAUUGAGGCCCAUGAAGAUGGAGGAGACUAUUGGAGAAAUGCGCAAGGUGCCUGGGCAGGACGAAGCCGAGGCUGUUGUUGCAGCUGCUGAGGCGGAAGCUACUGUUCAAGCUCUUGCUUGA